CAUUAUGCUUGUUUUGUGAAUUGGACCUAUCUUGGAUGCUUGAAUGAGCGGUAGAAGAGAAGAGAGCGUGCGGGAUAAACCAAAAGUUGAAGACAAAAUAUGGCUUCAGUCGAUUCAGGAUUCCUCUCGCUCUCGCAUCCGUCACAACAGACGACCCGUGAAAUGCUGCAAAAGGAGCGAGAUGACGCCAUUAUCCGGAUUGCGGGCGAUCACCGACGAGACUACGGCCGGUCGGUCGUCCAUGUCUCUCCCAGCGACCAUUCCAAGGUGCUGUCGUCCAUCUUGACGUCGUCCAUUGUCUCUGAGGCGGGCUUGGGAGCCUUUGACCGACUGCCGGUAGAGUUGCUCUUACAGGCUCUGCGCCAUAUGGACAUGCAGGCGCUCUUCGACCUCCGUCGGGUCAACCUCAGGGCGCGGCAAGUCGUCGAUUCGCUGAAAGAGUACAAGGCUGUGGUAUCCUACGGACUGACGGCAUACUGUGCGCUGCUGCGGAUGAAGCUCGCUGCUCACGUCAGCCUGCUGGAUUUCUACCGAGUGCUGUGCUCCCAGGACUGUGCCUUUUGCGGCAAGUUUGGGGGUUUUGUCUUUCUGCCUACAUGGAUCCGGUGCUGCUUCGAGUGUAUCGAAGAGGAUCCGGAGACGAGGAUGGUGACGGUUGCCGAAGUACGGAGGCUGUUUCGGCUCUCACGCGCGGAAGUCGGUCGGCAGCGGUCGUUCCAGGCACUGCCGGGAAUUUACACUACCGGAUUGGACUCGAUGGAGAAGUCCUACCAGAGAGGUCGUGUUAAACUGGUGCCUUAUUUCCCAGCCAUGAAGGAGUUUGGAGACAGGCUGGAGACAAAGGCAGCACGCCCGCAUCAUCAGCCUUUUUGGGACCCAGUCCACAACUUCAUGGCAUCGUGCGAACUCCCAUACUAUGAUCCGCAGACCCAGACAGUCGAGUACGGAAUAUCAUGUGCCGGCUGUGAGAGGAGUGCCACUGGGCAGGCUCCUGGGCAGGCUCCUGGACAGGCUCCCUCGAGGGCGGCAGACGCUCCGUGGGACAGGGUGUUUUCACGAGACAACUUUUUGAAGCAUUUCAAAGUUUGUGCGCAGGCGCAGAAGCUGUGGGAGGCCAGCCCAGAGGCUGCUUUUGAGGCCAUCAUCAAGCGAGAUGUUUCCCCGUACUGAGCUAUACUAGCCGAGAUACUCGCUCGGCUGUCAUUGGACUGUUACACUUGGGAGUUCGAGAUGUUUGAGGUUUGUGGUAUCUGAAGGCUGAGUCUAGGUUAAGCGACUCUUGUUAAGAGGCCAUGAGUAUGAGUUAUGAUCUUUUUAUGUUUUAUGAUUGGCAUUGGAUUGCAUUGAUUCAGAGUAAGGUACGGACUGCAUAGCAUUUGGUUUUUGAUUUAUGUAUAGGCUAUCAU
Molecule: messenger RNA, 1406 nt
Organism: Trichoderma virens Gv29-8
Lineage: Eukaryota; Fungi; Ascomycota; Sordariomycetes; Hypocreales; Hypocreaceae
Exons: 1
Coding region: 100-1170 (356 amino acids)
Molecular function (GO): protein binding
Source: RefSeq, a predicted model, not a curated record